Molecule: messenger RNA, 3003 nt
Organism: Caenorhabditis briggsae
Lineage: Eukaryota; Metazoa; Nematoda; Chromadorea; Rhabditida; Rhabditidae
Exons: 11
Coding region: 1-3003 (1000 amino acids)
Source: RefSeq, a predicted model, not a curated record
AUGACAAAAUGCUUCUACGCCGAAUGCCCCAGCGAUCACACUGUCAACUUUCCUGCUGUACCUAUAAGUACGGUUGAAAAGCUUCGUGCUCAAAAUGCCAAAAGAGAGCAAGCUCUCAAGUCGAAAAAGGAGAAGAAGAAAGGAAAAGAACCUGUGAAAGCCAAUGAAGAGAAUAGUUGUUACGUUGAAGUGAUCAAUUGGGGGAAAUCUGGCGGAAGAGUGAUUGGCAACAAGAGAAAAUGGACUCUCGAAGUCGAGAGAAGAGCAUUCACUUGCAACUUUGCCAAUGUGGACGAUGAUUUUAUCUUGAAUAACAAUGCAGAUUUUUUCUAUUAUGACAUGAACGACCAGAAUGGCAAGAAAGAUAAGGGUGACGAAAUCGAACAAGUCAAAUAUCCCUCCCUCAUGAAUUAUUUGUCUCGAUUUUCAGGAGGGGUUUCGAAUGUCGUUGAAUGCAUCCGUGACCACAACAACCACGACAGUGCGACGUUCCCAUUCGAAAGGUUUUUGGAAUUGCUAGUUAUUCAAAAAGCCCAGUGCAAAACAGUUAUGGUGAGAAAGAUGAACGAUGAGUCGUUUGAAAUGUAUUGUUUUCAGAUUGUUCCUGAUGCGAUUCAGAAGCUGACGUCUUACUACGCUCUCAUUCAGCCUCUCACCGUCGUUUCAACCAUGGUCAAGGAUGGAACCCUGCUGCACAUCGGACAGGCGUUUCUAUUCAUCUGUCUUAACGUGAUUUGUGGUAUUGAUUGGGAAAAAAUGCAACACGAGAAACUGUACGAAAGUUUCGAAUCCAACGUUGGUUAUGUUUUUGAUGUGCUCAUAGAGAAGGUCAUCGGUGAAAAAACAAUUCAGACAGAGGAAAUGGUAUACGAGUUUGUCGACGAGUUCAGGAUUGCCCUUGUCGCUGACCAUCUCAGAAAACAGCCACUUCUUGAAAACGUCAAAAAAGAUGAUUGUUUAUACGAGAGUUUUGCAUAUGACGCAAAAAUUUCUUUCGAAGAACACAAGCAGCACUCCGCUCGUCUUGGAUUGACCAACUUUAUCGAGACAGCAUCCAAUGUUAUUCCGGUGUGGCAAGCAAGAAUUUCGGUGAUCGCCGGAUACUUUGCAAACUUUUUGAAGUUUUCUCCAAUGUACGAAGUUAUAGUGCUCAAACUCGUUAGAAGUGCUCUGUAUUAUAAAAUGCCACUCGAGGAGAGAAAUAAACACGCCGGAAUGCUGGAUAGAAUCUUCUACGAUUGGCUCGAAUGCAUUGGACACGGAGGUCGCUCUCGUGAAUCGUUGAAAUCCAGUCUUGCGUUCCCUUACCUUGGAAGCAUUCUCAAAGAAGAAAAAUACAGACGACCGGCUAAAGACAAUGCACCCGGAGCAAGUGGUCUUGCUGGUCCAUGCUCUUCUGAACAGCAACAAGAUGAAUCGGCAGCAGAGGCUGUGGAUAAUUCGAAAGCUGGUACCUCAGAUCAAUCUUUGAAGUUAGAAAUCGUUGUUGACGGAUCGAAAGAUAAGGAAACAGAGGAGUCAGAAAUCCAACUAUGCUUGAGAUUAAUGAAUCAGUUGGAUAAUGCGAGAAAAGACAAAGCUGAAAAAGACGAAAAGAAGCCUUUGGAGUCGGAGUACACCAAAAUGUUUAACGAGAUAAGAGGAACUAAUGAACGAUUUGAGAAACUGAAUUCCAGUCUCAGAGCGAAAGAUGAGGAACUCAACAGGUUAAAUUCUCAAAAUUUUAGGGAAAUGAAAAAACGGAAGGAUUUGGAAACAAAAGUGCAUAACUUGGAAAAGUUAAAAAAAGAGGGAAAGGAAACAUAUAAGAAGCAACGUCUGAGCCUUGAGGAGAAGUAUCGUGCGCUUGAGCUUCAAAGUCAAAAGUUGGUGUUAUUUUACAAUUAUUCUAAUUUUAAAUUCAAUUUUUGCAGGGAUAAAGCCGAUUUCGAUAAAAAGCUCAAAGCGAAGGAAGCUGAAUUAUUAUCGGAAUCAAAAGCAGCAAAAGCAGCGAAGCAGCAGGCAAAACAACUGCAAGAACAGCUCAAUAGCUCGAAAAUUUUGGAAACGAAAAUGCGUCAAAUGGAGAAGAUUAGAAAGGAGGAAAAAGAAGAAUUUGAAAAGCGACGCGUGAGCAUGGAAGAGAAGUAUUCGAAGCUUGAGCUGCAAAGUCAAAAGUUUGUGUCAUUUCACUAUUCAUUUGAUUUCAAAUUCAAUUUUUGCAGGGAAAAAACCGACUUCGAAGGAAGGUUCAAAGCAAUGGAAAAUGCGUAUUUGUUAGGAGCGAAAGCAACAGAACAGGCAAAGAAGCAUGCAGCAGAAACGCGAGAUCAGCUCACUUUUCUCGCAACUGAUAUUCAGCAACAAUUGGAGACUAAAAUGAACCGGAUCAUUUCAGUCGAGGUUGAAUUGCAGCAGCUGAAGACAGAAAAGGACCAGAUUUUGAAAGGCAGGGAAAUGAUUGUUGUAGAGAGUCGGGAGAUGAUCAAACAGCUAGAUUUGUACAAAAACCGAUGUGCUGCUCUUGAGAAACAAAAUGAGAACGAGGUUCAAAAGCGCCAAAACAUUGAGCAUGAGAAGAAAUCCCUUGAGGUAAAGCUGCAAGAUCAACAGAAACUCUACAAUCUCUGCUUGUCGAGUAUGGACCAAAGAGGGGGACUUUUCGCUGAUCCUUCACCUUCCACCGCAUCCCAUCCUCAAAAUCUUGAAAUUUCAUCCAACGACACUCAACAAGUUCUGAGACAAAGUGUUGAAGCUAAUGAGCUGUAUUGCUUGAAGCAGUUCUACGCUCUCCCUGAUUACUAUUCCCUCUACAAAGAUCAUUCGGCAUUCACUGAAUCCUCCCAGACUAGAGAUAUCAAUGCUACGAAUGAUCCACAGAUCACCUCGGUCUACUCAUCCCAGCAUUAUGACAACACACCUCCAGGCACCACCAACAACUCUUCCCCAUUUUCUGCGGAGUUCCCUAAUGAAUCGGGAACAUCUCAUCCGGAACACAACGUGUAUGCUCCUAACUAUUUUUAA